Messenger RNA from Malassezia pachydermatis, 3210 nucleotides. RefSeq names its product arm repeat-containing protein. Gene Ontology annotation, cellular component: nuclear envelope; cytosol. The coding region runs from base 1 to 3210 and encodes 1069 amino acids. Gene Ontology annotation, molecular function: small GTPase binding. The transcript has 4 exons. Gene Ontology annotation, biological process: protein import into nucleus. NCBI's taxonomy places the organism in Eukaryota, Fungi, Basidiomycota, Malasseziomycetes, Malasseziales, Malasseziaceae. The record is from RefSeq and is a predicted model, not a curated record.
AUGGACGCGGUGGUGGCCUGCCUGCGCAGCACCCUCUCGCCUGAUCGUGCGGUGCGUGUCGAUGCAGAGAGGCAGCUGAUGGAGCGUGCGUACCCCCGUCAUGAUGCGGAGGGCACGUUUGGUGUAGAUCUCGCGUGUGUCUUCCAGUCGGACACGAUACCUCUUGCGGAACGACAGGCGGCUGGCAUCGCCUUGCGCAAGUAUAUCCAUGAGCGCUGGUCCAUUUAUUUCGAAUCGUUCUUGCGUCGUGCCAAGGAACAGGGGGAAACGGAGUCGAUGGAAGCACUGCCUGAGCCCACGAAGCACGAGAUUCGCACAGUGCUUCUGGCUGCCUUGCAGGACGCCGAGAGGAAAAUACGACUACUUGCAUCGCAGCUAUUAUCGAUUGUCGGAAGCUGUGACUUUCCUGACCACUUCCCUGAACUCUUCAGUACGCUGCAAGCGUAUCUACAAUCCUAUGGCCAGCGAGAUGCUAUGGCGGAAGCCAAAGUGCAUGGCGCCAUGAAGUUCCUCUCGGACUUUGUCCAGGUGGAACUGGAUGAAAAUCAGCUGCUGAUUGUGGCGCGUGAAUUUAUCCCUUUGCUGCAAGAGCUUCUUAGUAGCUCGUUCGGAGACGUUUCAGCGCAUAUUAAAGCGCGAUGCAUCUUGGUGUUCCGACAAUGCCUUACGUCGCUGUACAUGGCCAAAGACACGUUCACCGACGCAGUCAACGAGGCUGUGAAGCACUACCUGCCCUCCUGGCUGAAUGCGAUGCAGAUCCUGCUUGAUCCUUCGUACUUCGCGAGUGCCUCCUGGGCCGAUUCACUCGCUUGGGAAGAGCUAGGGUUGCGCCGGGAGAUUCUGCGGACCAUCGGCGUAGCAUCGCGCUUCAAAAAAGUGUUUGCUGAAUUUGGGCCUGCCCUGCUUGGACUGUGCUUGGCAAAUCUACAAGCUUUGGCCCCCUUGUUUGUCCAAACCGAGCUCGAGGAGAGCGUCACACCACCUUCGCCAGCCGAAGGGGAUCUAGACGUUGCCGCCACGGUGCCAGCUCUGGCGAUGGCAGCCUUUACGCUCUUGUCAGACACGUUCCACUCCCCGUCCAUGCGGCACCUUCUUGUCGAUGGCGGCGUAGGCGGCGAGGGCCAGCCUACCGAAGCCUUCCGUGAAUUGUUGCGUCUCAUGCGGACGUAUGCGCAAGUGACGCAAGACGAUGAGGCGACGUGGGCCACGGACAUGGACGCGUUUGUCGCCGAGGACGAUGUGGAAAACAUGGCAGUGACGCUACGCACAACCACGAUGGAUUUGAUGGAUCAGUUGCUUGAUUUGUACCCGCUACCCACGCUGCGUGAACUGCGUGAGCAAGUCGAAGCACUGUCCGUCUCCACGUCCGAGUCCUCAUCGUGGUGGAAGCCCGUGGAAGCGCAGCUGAUGCUGCUUGGGCAGUCGCACGAAGCGGUGGAAGACAUUCUGAUGGAGCAUGGCGGGCCUGACGUGGUCUCGAUGCAGCGUGUGUUUGAGAAGCUCGUGCUGCCGUUCUUGGACCCCACGCCGGCUGUGUUUCUACGUGGCCGGUGCUUUGUGUUUGCAUCGCAAUAUGCCUCCGAGUUGCCUGACGACUUGGCGGCGCGCAUCUUCUCGGCAGCACAGGCUGUCAUGCAAGCGCCCGACUCGGACGAAGUGCCGCUGCAUAUGAAAUUGUCGGCGGUGCGAACCAUCUGCAACUUUGGCCAAAUGCAUUCACAGCUUGUCGAAGGCCAAUCUAGUGCGUUGCUGGCCCAGCUUGCCCCGCUUUUGUCGCAAGCCACAGGCAGUACGUUGAUGCUACUGUUGGAUGCCAUGGAAGCUUGCUUGCCUCGUCGUGGCUCGUCGGACACCUUGCCCACGCUGCGUAUGGUGACAGAGGCGGUGCUCGCAACAUGGUAUGCACACACAGCUGAUCCUCCGGUGGAGUUGUCCGUUGCGUCGCUGCUAGAAGACUUGGUCAAGAGUCCACUGCGUGGCAGUGCCACCCAAACGGUAGCGCUGUGUGUCCCCUUCUUGUGCAUGCGCCUGACGCCGCAGGAAGAGCUCACUGUACCGCCCAGUGCCGCGGCACUUUUGCGCAGCGUGCUGACCAAGGCACCGAUCGAUGCCCUGGCGGAUAUGGUCGCGCCGAUUUUGCAGCAUACGACGACGUACCUGCAGCAUACCGACGACGUCGAGGCUGCGCAGAGUUUGAUUCACUGCUUGACCCUCCUCCUACAAAAGCGGCCAGACGAGGCUCUCGCAUGGCACCGGGACGAUGGCACGCCGUCGUUGCAAGUGAUGCUGCAUAUUAUCGAGCGGCUGCUGACGAUGGACGAAGAUGUAUGUGGCAUGUCGUUCGGCACGCUGCUGGUGACGCUCUUUGUGCAGGCAGGUGCCGGAUUGAGCCCUGUGAUGCCUGCCUUGGUACAGGCUCUCGCGAGGAAGGUGGCCGAGACCUCGUCGUCCACGACGCUGCUGGCGUUGCUGUUCCCUCUGGCCUACCUAUUUGCGGAACAUACAGAGCCUGUCGUGCAUGUUCUGCAUACCAUUCCUCUGUCCACUGAGACGGCUCUUCAGGCCGUGGUACGCCGUUGGCUCGCAGAGAUUGAACAUGUGCACAGCUGGUUUGUGCUUAAUGUGCACAUUGCUGGCCUCUGUCAGCUGCUGGCGCACUGGCCAGCGCCGUUGGAGAGUAUGCAUGUGGAUGGGGACAUCUUGCCCAAGUCGAGCGACGUGAUUAUUACGCGGUCGCGUGCGAAAGCGAUGCAACAAUACCAACAGAUACCUGCGUUUGCCAAAGCUGUGAAGGUGCUCCUGCAAGAAUGGAAGCAAGCACAAGAGAAAGCGGCAGCGGCGGCGUCUGACGCGCCGAAAUGGUCGUCCCUGAUGAUGGACGAUGGCGCCGCCGAGUGGGCAGACGACGAUGAGGAGGAGGAGGAGGCCGCGUUGGAUAUGGCGUAUGGCCGAAGUGGCGGCGGCGUGGACUUGGACUUGUUCCGCGACUUGUACUCUGCAGGCAUUAUGGACGAGGGCGACCUAGACGAGGACAUGGACGAUGCACCGCUGGUGGAUGUGCCAGGCACCAAGGCUUUGGUCGACAUGGAUCGUGUGGCCUAUCUCGCUGAGUUUUUCCAGCAGCAAGUCACGGCGCCUACGGCAUCGAUGCAAGCGGCGGUGCAGUACUUGCAGCCAAAGGAACAAACCAUGUUGGCCAAAGUAGCGUGA